Xyrauchen texanus (razorback sucker) is the source of this 1431-nucleotide messenger RNA. Its product is annotated as zinc finger BED domain-containing protein 5-like. Bases 1 to 1431 code for a protein of 476 amino acids. The transcript has a single exon. NCBI's taxonomy places the organism in Eukaryota, Metazoa, Chordata, Actinopteri, Cypriniformes, Catostomidae. The record is from RefSeq and is a predicted model, not a curated record.
AUGGUCAGUUACAGAGUGGCUAAGGCAGGCAAGCCUCAUACUAUUGUGGAGGAACUGAUUGUCCCUGCUGCUAUGGACAUGGCUGAGAAAAUGUUGGGGGAAAAGGCUAAACAUACUUUCCAGAAAAUGCCUUCAUCAGACAAUACCGUGUCCCGACGGAUCAGUGAUAUGUCAGCAGAUGUUUUGAGACAGUUACUAUGUCGUAUACAUGCCAGUGAUUUAUAUGCAUUACAGCUAGAUGAGUCAACAGAUGUAGCAGGCCUGGCUCAGUUGUUGGUGUACAUCAGGUACAUAUAUGGAGGGUCAAUCCAUGAGGACAUCCUCUUUUGCAAACCGUUACCAACGAGGACAACAGGGCAGGACAUUUUUGGACUCAUAGACAGUUUCAUACGAUCACACGGAAUAACCUGGACUAAAUGUGUUGGUAUAUGCACAGAUGGUGCCAAAGCAAUGACGGGGAGGCACAGCGGAGUGGUCACCCAUGUACAAGCAGUGGCUCCAGAUGCCACUUGGGUCCACUGUAGCAUACAUAGGGAAGCGCUUGCCGCCAAAGGAAUGUCAGACAGCCUGGCACAGGUGUUGGACGACACAGUAAAGAUGGUUAAUUUUGUCAAAUCAAGACCCCUAAACUCGCGCAUUUUUUCCACCUUAUGCAGUGAGAUGGGCAGUGACCAUUUGACGCUUUUGCUCCACACUGAAGUGCGAUGGUUAUCCAGAGGGAAAGUUUUAGCACGCUUUUUUGAACUGAAAGACGAGCUGAAACUGUUUUUCAUCGACAAUCCUUUUCGCUUGUCAGAUAGUUUGCAUGACGAUGAGUGGCUCACAAGACUGGCCUAUUUGGGAGAUAUCUUUGGUCGUCUAAAUGAGCUCAAUCUCGGGCUGCAAGGUCGCUCUGUGACAAUAUUCAAUGUGCGAGACAAGGUAGAGGCCACGAUUAAAAAGCUGAACUUCUGGUCUGACUGUGUCAAAGACAACGACACUGGCGCAUUCCCAUCACUGCAGGAUUUUCUGUGUGAAAACGAACUACGGCUUGCCGACAGUGUCAGAUGUGACAUACGGAAACACCUUGGUGACUUGUCAGCGCAAUUACGCAAAUACUUCCCCGAAACAGACGAUCACGACACAUGGAUUCGUAAUCCUUUUUCGUCACCCAACACAUGCCAGCUUCCUAUGCUCGAGAGAGAGAGCCUCAUUGAAAUAUCCACGAACGGGUCGGUCAGAAUCGAGUUCGGUCAGAAGACACUGACAGAUUUCUGGAUUAGUUUGCGGGCAGAGUAUCCAGACCUGGCAAACCGAGCGAUUAAGACGCUGAUGCCAUUUGCUACAACGUAUUUAUGUGAGACUGGAUUCUCAGCUUUGGUCUGCCUUAAGACCAAGUAUAGGUACAGACUGUUUGUGGAAAAUUAUCUAAGUUAUCCCAAUUCGGCCUAA